AUGCUCUUCAAGAACUGUCCCUCACUGCCGGAAUGUCAGCCCAUAGAUGGACCUGAAAGUGCACUUCAGAUCACAUUGGACUGUGUGGACCCGGAAUACGGGUCCCCCAUUGUUGACGGAAGGGCCGACGAAACAACUCCAGUUCCACAUCACAAGGUCUCAGGCUACUUUGAUAACACGACUGUGCGAUUCAACUUCUACUUUCCGCUCAACGACUCCUCACCAGAAAAUGCAUGGGAUGGUCGAUUCUUCCAGUCCGCGUAUCCGACCCAAGACGAUAGUGCCAGCGACCGGACCAUUGGGAACGCACUUAAUGGUAACGCAUAUGUCGUUCAAGUUACCGGCGUGCAUGGGUACCGUGCUGAAGCCGCAGCGGCAAAAUUUUCCAGGACGGUAGCAUCGCAAUACUAUGGUUUUUCCAAUAGCACAGAUCGACGAAUAUUCGGCUACAUCUACGGUGCAAGCGGAGGCUCGUUACAAGUCGUUGGUGCGAUAGAAAAUACGUUUGGCGUGUGGGAUGGUGGCAUUGCAAUGGUGCAAGCUAUUACAGCAUCCGUGGGAAUAUCGCAUUCGCUCCGUGCGAUGAUGGGUCUAGUCCUGCAAAACAAGAGCGAGGAGAUCGAGGCUGCGCUUAGGCCUGGGGGAAACGGUGAUCCCUACGCAAGUCUAAAUCAAGUCCAGCGAGCCAUCCUGCAUGAGCUUGUUCUUCUAGGAGCGCCGAUCGCCGUCCUUGAAGACUUUUAUGCAGCUUCUAACCGUACGAGGCUUGCGCAGCUGAUAUCAGCAUUCACUGGUCUUGAUCCAACUUACGUUGAGAACUUCUGGACUAAGGAUGGGUAUCUAGGGUUGGAGCAGAGUCCUUUGGGUGAUCUUUUUCGGGCUGCUUUCGUUGACGUCAACACUACGGUCCUGGACGUCGAGCGAGACAGUGAAGGUGUGCCCAUCGCCGUUCACCUGGGAAAACUCACCAACGCCAAGGCAUUCGAACUUGACUGGGAUGGCCUUGGCUACAACUUCACCGUUUUCUCCAAUGAAAGUAUGAUAGGAACCCUUCUCGGCCGCUUCAACUCCACCACUUCUGUUGCAAGCUUCGGAGGUAUUGAAUCCUCUAACAACAACGCUUCUUCUUACCCGUUCAUUACACCAAAUGCCACGCUUCGAUUGUCAAACCGAGAAUGGAUUGCUAUGCACGCAUGGUAUAGAUAUCAAGUUCCCCCUCUUUCCGAAGACCGUGGUUACAUUGGCUAUGAUCAGUUCCGCACCGCUGACGGCUCGUCAGUUUACCCACAGCGCCCUCUAAUCGCGGCACCCAUCCUCGCGGCAAGCUCGGCAGGAAAUGCCAACCUCUCUGGCAGCAUCAAGGCCAAGCUGAUAGUACUACAAAAUCUUAUGGACAUCGAUGCGCUGCCAUGGUGGGCGCACUGGUACCGCCUGCAAGUUGAGCAGAGCUUGGGAGGGGACUUCACCGACAGUUACAGGUUGUGGUACAAUGACCACGCCGCGCACGACGAAGGCCCACCGCUAAAGGCCGACCAAAAUCUACUAGUCGAUUAUACAGGCAUCUAUGAGCACUCGCUGAGAGACCUAAGUGACUGGGUUGAACAGGGUGUCGCUCCUGCCCCUAAUUCCAACUACACAUUGAGGGAGGACAAUAGUAUUAAGAUACCAGAUGUUGCGGUCGAGCGGGGAGGCAUUCAGCCUACGGUACAUGUUUCCAUAUCGAGCGAUGGUUCGGGUUCCGUAAGACAAGAUGUGGUUCUUAUAGCAGUCGCGGUAGCACCACCUGGUACAGGCAAGAUCGUUGCUGUGGAGUGGGAUUUCUAUAGCACGGGCGACUUUGUGCUCAAGGAAGUGGCCGAGCCGGCUGAGACUGUCACUAUGAAAAUGCAAUUUACAUACGAAGAGGCUGGGGAGUAUGUUGUAGUAGUGCGAGCUACGAGUCAGAGGGAGGGAGAUGGGGAGUCGUUGUAUGGCCGGGCUAGCAAUCUGGGACGGCUGUACGUCAGUGUAGCCUGA
Messenger RNA from Macroventuria anomochaeta, 2016 nucleotides. RefSeq lists its product as uncharacterized. The record is from RefSeq and is a predicted model, not a curated record. The transcript has 3 exons. NCBI's taxonomy places the organism in Eukaryota, Fungi, Ascomycota, Dothideomycetes, Pleosporales, Didymellaceae. The coding region runs from base 1 to 2016 and encodes 671 amino acids.